CUGCUCAACCUGGCCCUCAGCGACCUGGGCUGCAUCUGCACCACUGUGCCCAAAGCCAUGCACAAUUCCCUCUGGGACACCAGGAACAUCUCCUACUCAGGAUGUGCUGCACAGGUCUUUUUCUUUCUCUUCUUCAUGUCAACAGAGUACUCUCUCCUGACCAUCAUGUGCUACGACCGCUACGUGUCCAUCUGCAAACCCCUGCACUACAGGACCCUCCUGGGCAGCAGAGCUUGUGCCUACAUGGCAGCAGCUGCCUGGGCCAGUGCCUUUCUCUAUUCACUGCUGCACACAGCCAAUACAUUUUCCCUGCCCCUGUGCCAUGGCAAUGUGCUGGGCCAGUUCUUCUGUGAAAUCCCACACAUCCUCAAGCUCUCCUGCUGCAAAUUCUACCUCAGGGAAGUUGGGCCUCUUGCUCUUAGUGUCUGUUUGUUAUUUGGUUGUUUUGUGUUCAUGGUUUUCUCCUAUGUGCAGAUCUUCAGGGCCGUGCUGAGGAUCCCCUCUGAGCAGGGACAGCACAAAGCCUUUUCCACCUGCCUCCCUCACCUGGCUGUGGUCUCCCUGUUCCUCAGCACUGCAGCAUUUGCUCACCUGAAGACCCCCUCCAUCUCCUCCCCAUCCCUGGAUCUGUCCCUGUCAGUUCUGUACUCAGUGGUGCCUCCAGCCCUGAACCCCCUCAUCUACAGCCUGAGGAACCAGGAGCUCAAAGAUCGCCUGAGGAAAAUUAUUAUCUCAAGGGUCUCCUUGGCACCAUCCUGCCCAAAUGUCUCAAUGGCUUUUUGGUUCCAUGAGUUUCCACAGUGCCACAAGGGUCUCCUUUUUGCCAUGAGGAUACAAAACUUCCACAUAAACAUUGAGCAACACUUGCUUAACACACCUGGGAACAUCUGUCUGCAUUCAAAAGAGGGGAUAAAGUUGCUGCCUGGUGAAAGAGACCAACCCCCCCACCUGACUACAGCCAACUUUCAGGAUUUGUAG
Molecule: messenger RNA, 978 nt
Organism: Ficedula albicollis (Collared flycatcher)
Lineage: Eukaryota; Metazoa; Chordata; Aves; Passeriformes; Muscicapidae
Product: olfactory receptor 14J1-like
Exons: 4
Coding region: 58-978 (306 amino acids)
Biological process (GO): G protein-coupled receptor signaling pathway
Cellular component (GO): membrane
Molecular function (GO): G protein-coupled receptor activity; olfactory receptor activity
Source: RefSeq, a predicted model, not a curated record